This is a messenger RNA of Pyrus x bretschneideri (Chinese white pear), 2004 nucleotides long. Its product is annotated as CLP protease regulatory subunit CLPX2, mitochondrial. Gene Ontology annotation, biological process: proteolysis; protein catabolic process; protein folding. Lineage: Eukaryota; Viridiplantae; Streptophyta; Magnoliopsida; Rosales; Rosaceae. Gene Ontology annotation, cellular component: mitochondrial matrix. The coding region runs from base 1 to 1779 and encodes 592 amino acids. Gene Ontology annotation, molecular function: ATP-dependent protein folding chaperone; ATP binding; ATP hydrolysis activity. The transcript is spliced from 15 exons. The record is from RefSeq and is a predicted model, not a curated record.
AUGUUUCAGUCUCUUCUUCGAUAUAGAUUCAGCAGCACAACCCCUUCAUCUAUCAAACGAAUAAUCACCGCAGUCCCCAAUGUCUACAAAACCCACGCACUCUCACUCCUCCCCCCUAAACAACAUCUGCAGCAGCGGCGGCGGUGCCACAACUGGGAGGGCACGCUUGGAGGCGGAGGCGGAGGAGGAGGAGGGAGUGGAGAGUACGAUCACAUUAGGGCCGAAGUCAACUGUCCCCGGUGCUCCAAACAAAUGGCGGUGCUCUUCUCCACCCGACCCCUCUCCAUCACCACCCGAGAGACGGGGCUCUACCAGGCCGUCAAUCUCUGCCCCAAUUGCAGGACCGCCUUCUACUUCAGGCCCUUGAAGCUCGUCCCUCUACACGGCACUUUCGUGGAGAUUGGUCGCCUUAAAGACUUAAAGCCCCCCACCAAUUCCUUCGACGCAAAAACAGAGCCAUGCGCUGUUGAUGAUGAAACGCCCUCGUCUUCUCCGCCCAGGGACUUGCCCACCCCCAAGUUCAUCUGUAAGGCGCUUGAUGAAUUUGUUAUCGGCCAACAAAAAGCCAAAAAGGUGCUUUCCGUUGCUGUUUACAACCACUAUAAAAGGAUACAUCAUGCUUCCCCAAAGACUAUGAGGUCUGGUGCAGAAUCAGUUGAUUAUAAACUUGAAGGAGUACAUGACAGUGACUCUGUUGAACUGGAGAAGAGCAAUGUAUUACUGAUGGGUCCCACUGGUUCAGGGAAGACGUUACUUGCAAAAACACUAGCUCGUGUUGUCAAUGUACCGUUUGCCAUUGCUGAUGCAACAACAUUAACACAGGCAGGUUAUGUUGGAGAAGAUGUGGAAUCGAUAUUGUAUAGACUGCUUAUGGAAGCUGACUUUGAUGUGGAAGCAGCUCAGAAAGGGAUUGUCUACAUUGAUGAAGUUGAUAAGAUAACUAAGAAGGUUGAGAGCUUGAGCAGAGAUGUAUCGGGGGAGGGUGUCCAACAGGCAUUGCUGAAAAUGUUAGAAGGAACCGUAGUUAGCGUUUCUGAUAAAGGAGCUCGGAAGCAUUCUCGUGGUGAUAGCAUCCAGAUGGAUACAAAAAAUAUCCUUUUCAUAUGUGGUGGGGCAUUUGUUGGUUUGGAGAAGACCAUUUCAGAAAGACUCCAAGAUUCUUCCAUUGGAUUUGGAGUACCAGUUCGUGCAAACAUGAGGACCAGUGGCUUGACUGAUGCCAUAGUGACGUCAUCUUUGUUGGAAUAUGUAGAAAGUGGAGAUCUUAUUGCGUACGGCCUGAUACCUGAAUUUGUUGGCCGCUUUCCUGUUUUAGCUAGUUUGUCAUCUUUAGAUGAGGACCAACUUGUUCAGGUACUCACAGAACCUAAAAAUGCUCUCGGUAAACAAUAUAAGAAGAUGUUUAACAUGAACAAUGUCCAAUUACAUUUUACUGAUAAUGCAUUGAGAUUGAUCGCAAAGAAGGCAAUGGCAAAGAACGCUGGGGCUCGAGGUUUGAGAGCAAUAUUGGAAAAUAUUCUAACAGAUGCAAUGUUUGAGGUUCCAGACAUGAAGACGGAAGCCAAUAGUGCAUAUGCAGUUUUGGUGGAUGAAGAAGCUGUUGGGUCAGAGGACACUUGUGGACUUGGAGCUAAAAUUCUUAGUGGGGACGGUGCAUUGGAGAAAUUUCUUCGGGAAACAAAGUCAGGAGAGUGCAUGGGAAAGCGCGGGUUGGAUGGAGAUGAGUGUUUACGAGAAGUCUUAGAUGUUCAAUCAAGAGCCACGGCGCAGGGCUUGUAGGUUUAGUAGUGGUUGAGACGCCAUCUCCACCGUAUAUAUAGAUGAAGAAGAGAAGUUAUGAUGGUGUAAAAAUCAAGAUCCAUGCAUGAGUUUAUGCUAUCACUUGCACUUGAAUGAACUCAUGUAUAUAUUUGGAAUUUAAUUGACUAGUGCCAAGUUGUCGCUUCAACUUUGGACGUCCAUAUUUUCCCUAGUCAAAAUAAUAAGAGAAUUAUUUAGGAUGGA